Dissoconium aciculare CBS 342.82 is the source of this 2778-nucleotide messenger RNA. RefSeq names its product glycoside hydrolase family 2 protein. The record is from RefSeq and is a predicted model, not a curated record. Gene Ontology annotation, molecular function: beta-mannosidase activity. Gene Ontology annotation, biological process: carbohydrate metabolic process; glycoprotein catabolic process. Lineage: Eukaryota; Fungi; Ascomycota; Dothideomycetes; Mycosphaerellales; Dissoconiaceae. The coding region runs from base 1 to 2778 and encodes 925 amino acids. The transcript has 4 exons.
AUGUCGAUCCCAGUCUUCAAUGCUUUUCUGGCCGCCACCAAUGCGUCAGCUUUGGUCAACAUCGUCGACCUUGUCGGAAACGGCUGGACACUAUCAAAUCCCUCGCUGAACAUCUCCGUACCUGCUCAAUUGCCUAGCCAUGUUCACCUCGACCUUUUGUCGAAUCAAGUCAUAGGGGACCCAUACUACGGUUUGAACAACUUCAACCUUCGAUGGGUCGCCUGGAACAAUUGGACAUACACAUCGGAUCCCAUUCAGGACCUCACACACGACUGGGAUAGUACAUGGCUAGUCUUUAAUGGCCUGGAUACAUUCGCUUCCAUCGCGUUCUGUGGAGAGCACAUAGCAAACACAGACAACCAAUUUAGACAAUACUACUUCGACGUAUCGGAAAUCGUGCAAGACUGCGCUCCAUGGGAUCGUAUCAUCACUUUGAAUUUCGGAUCGGCCCCGGUCAUCGCAAAUGAGAUUGCAUCCAAGUCAAACCAAACCUGGCCUCCAGGCGUCCAGCAGGUGUAUGAAUUUCCCAAUCGUUGGUUCAUCCGUAAGGAGCAAAGUGAUUUCGGAUGGGAUUGGGGACCUGCAUUUGCGCCUGCCGGCCCGUGGCAGCCAGCAAGGCUAAUACAAUUGAACGCUGGCAAUAUUUACGUACAUAAUAGUAUCAUCGAUGUCCACCGUCAAGGCCAAAUGAAUUUGCUUCCUCCGGAACAGGACAAACCUUGGGUUAUCAACGUCAGCAUGGAUCUCCUGGGAAUGCCACCGGCGAACAUUUCGAUGCGAUACAAACUCGCCGAUUUGGCCAAUACAACAACCAUGGCUUGCGGUCAACUUGAGGGGCUCAACGUCUCGGGCAAGGCGAUCACCGGAUUGACCACGAUCUCCCAAGACAUCGUCGAGCUUUGGUGGCCUGUGAAUAUGGGGCCACAAACUCUCUAUCAUCUUACCGUCGAUGUCGUUUCGGCUACUAAUGUCACACUGGCGACGAUAACGAAGCGAAUCGGAUUUCGUACGAUUGUGCUUAACGAGUUGCCCAUCUCUGCGACUCAGCUUGCUCAGGGUAUUGCACCUGGGAACAAUUGGCACUUUGAGAUCAACGGCCAAGAGUUCUACGCCAAGGGCUCGAACUUCAUCCCUCCUGAUGCUUUUUGGCCUCGAGUAACGGAAGUCAAGGUUCGGCAGCUUUUCGAUUCGGUCGUUGCAGGUAAUCAGAACAUGCUAAGGAUUUGGGCAAGUGGCGCAUAUUCGCCAGACUUUCUGUACGACCUCGCCGAUGAGAUGGGCAUUUUGUUGUGGUCUGAGUUCGAAUUUGGGGACGCAUUAUAUCCUGUUGACCAAGAUUUCCUGGAAAAUGUUCGGCGGGAGGCUGAAUAUCAAGUCCGGAGAAUCAACCACCAUCCAUCCCUCGCCCUGUGGGCAGGAGGUAAUGAAUUGGAGAAUCUGGAAUUGGUUUUGGUUAACAACUCCGCACCAGACAAACUCCCCCGGUACAUGGCCGAGUAUGAGAAGCUCUUCCUUGAAACACUUUCGCCGGUCGUGUUCGGAAAUACUAAAAGCAUCGGAUAUACACCCAGCUCGACAAGCAACGGCUGGCUCAGCCUGAACUUCAGUAAUCCAAACCCAAUCACCGAACGAUACUUCAACCGCACCGCUGGAAGUAUCUAUGGGGAGACAGACUUCUACAAUUACGACCCCAGCGCCCUGUAUAACGAUGACGCAUAUCCUGUAGGGCGAUUUUCAAACGAGUUCGGCUUCCAUUCAAUGCCGUCUAUCCAGUCCUGGAGGCAGCAGAUCUCGGAGAACGAUUUGCAUUUCAAUUCAACUAUGGUUAUGCUACGUAAUCAGCAUCCGCCGCCAGGAGGACUCAAUUCUUCCGACACGGCAACGUCUUCAAUUGGCCAGGGGCAAAUGACUAGGGCUGUUCAAGCAUGGUUUCCGACUCCAAACAAAACAAACUCAGCUGCCAACUUCUCUGCUUGGUGCCAUGCAACACAACUCUACCAGGCAGAGCUCUAUGUCUCAGAAAUCCAAUUUUAUCGGCGAGGGUCCGGGCUGCCAAAUCGCCAGCUCGGCUCAUUGUACUGGCAGCUCGAAGACAUAUGGGUUGCUCCAACUUGGGCAUCUGUCGAAUACGAUGGACGAUGGAAAGUCGUUCAUUAUGCCGUCAAGCACAGCUACGAGCCUGUGAUCAUUGCUCCACACUACAAUCGUACAAGUGGCGAUCUCAGCGUGUGGGUGACAUCAGAUCUGUGGGAAUCUGUCAGUGGUAGCAUUCAUCUAUCUUGGUAUGACUGGACUGGUAAAAAGUACAAAUCUGCGUCCACUUCGCGUAACUUCGAGGUUGGUGCAAUCAACAGCACAAGGAUUUUCCAGAGCUUGGUCGAUGGGUUCCCUGCAACUGACCUCAACAAUCUUGUCAUGAAAAUGGAAGUUGAGGCGGAGGGAAGGCUACCUAAUAACAAGACCACGCAAAAGUUCUGGCACGACAACUGGUUCCACCCUACCUCAUUAAGUAAGGCGAGUCUUGUCGAUCCCGGCCUCCAGCUACAGUACUGCUCUACGACGAAGAACUUCACCGUGAUCGCUAGAACAGGCAUUGCCGCGUUCGUCUGGUUGGAUUACCCAGCCGGUCCAGUCCUGAAUUUUGAUAGCAAUGGGUUCUGGCUCGCGCCGAAUGAACCGCGGGAAGUCAGCUAUACUGUGAUAAGCGAUACGACAGGCGGGCAAUGGGUUCAUGGUGUUACUGUGCAGAGUUUAUGGAAUCUGACGUUGGCCGAUUGA